Messenger RNA from Rotaria sp. Silwood2, 780 nucleotides. NCBI's taxonomy places the organism in Eukaryota, Metazoa, Rotifera, Eurotatoria, Philodinida, Philodinidae. The record is from the annotation of a GenBank genome assembly.
AUGUUAUAUCGUCUUAAUUUUCUUAUGCGCGUAUUACACGCAGGCUACCACUUUCUUAGCGCUGAUAUGGACAGUAUUUGGCUUUCGAAUCCUUUCAAAUAUAUCUCACAUUAUAAAUCAAUUACUAUUCAAGGCCAAACUCACAAGAAAACAAAAUUGAGUGGCGGCUUUGUUCUUGUACAUGCUACAAGAGAAGGCCGUAGAUUUUGGCGCGAAAUCAUUCUUUGCCAGCAACAGAAUCUUGCUCGCAUAAGAGCAGAAAAGGGUAGAAAGCGUAUAAUAAGUGAUUUCACAGAGCAAGAAUGCAUCAACAAUCGACUUCGUACGGUCAAAGUAAAAUUACUGGAUCCUGACCUUUUUCCGGAUGGACGCUCUUUCUUCAAUCAGCAACUGCCACAGCGUCGGGGAAUCGUGCCUGUUGUAAUUCAUGGAAACUGGAUUAUUGGUUUGGAUGCGAAAGUGCAACGAUUUCGGGCGUGGGAUCUUUUGGCCUCCAUGAAUAGCUCAUGUGAAUUAGUGGACAAUGGCAUACCAUAUCAUCGAUCCAAGCAAAAAGCUCCCAUUCGACUUCGUAUUCGUGUUCUCGCUUAUAACCGUCUUCAUAGUCUUCAAAGACUUCUUGAGAGUCUUCAGGCUGCGGAUUACUUAGGUGAUUCUGUUGCACUCGAUAUAUCAAUUGAUCGACCGUCAACACAAGCUACUAAGGAAGAAAAACAAGUCUGGGAAAAAGUUGUUGCAUAUCUUGGCCAUGGCGAUGAAAAUGCGUCGAACUUCCGGUAA